Molecule: messenger RNA, 2933 nt
Organism: Moneuplotes crassus
Lineage: Eukaryota; Ciliophora; Spirotrichea; Euplotida; Euplotidae
Source: the annotation of a GenBank genome assembly
AUAACCCGCAAUGGAUAAAUACAAUUACCACCAAAGUGAAGAGCAGAGUGAGAAUCCAUUCACAGAGGAUACUAAUGAUGAAGGAGAUGUCCAUCUGGAAGCCUGAAAACCCCUCUAUUCAGACAUUGAACAUGAGCUUGAAAAUGCAGAUUUGGGCCAACCCUUAUCUUUGAUAUACUUUGAUGAUAAGGAAGGGUAUAAAAUCACAGAAGAAGGGACUGAGUUAUUACAGAACUUAAACGAAAACAUAGGUGUCAUUGCUGUGGCAGGGAAGUACAGAACUGGGAAGAGUUAUCUCCUUAACAAGAUUAUUCUACAAAAUAACAGCAAUUCUGGCGGCUUUGGAGUUGGUCCGACUAUAAACCCAUGUACAAAAGGUCUCUGGGUAUGGAGUAAGCCUAUUAUUACCAAAUAUAAACAAAAGGAUCUCAAAGUCCUUGUAAUUGAUAGUGAAGGGAUUGGUGCAUUGAAUGAAGAUGCUAACCAUGACACUAGGAUCUUCCUGCUGGCUUUGUUAAUAUCCUCAUACUUCAUUUUCAAUUCUAUGGGAACUAUUGACGAAAGUGCCUUACAGAAUAUUUCUCUGAUAAUAAACCUAUCAAAGGAGAUCCAAGUGAAAGAAAGAGAGCUGAAUACAAAUACUGAAGAGAUCCCAAAAUAUUUCCCAUCCUUUCUUUGGGUGGUCAGAGACUUUACCCUUAGACUAGUUGAUUCUCACGGAAGUGAGAUAACUUCUUCUGAGUAUCUUGAGAAAGCACUAGAGUUACAAAAAGGUACAUCAGAUUCAACGGAGAAUAAGAAUAAGAUUAGAAGAAUGAUCAAACACUUCUUUCCUAAGAGAGACUGUGUCACUCUUGUCCGUCCAGUUGAAGGAGAGAAAAUGCUUCAGAAUUUGAACCAAAUGCCAGAAGAUGAGCUCCGCCCUCUCUUUGUAAAACAGCUGAAGUCAGUUCAGGAUAAAAUUAGAAAGAAAGUUGAGCCUAAAAUGCUUAAUGGGAAGAUACUGAAUGGACCAAUGCUUUUGGAAUUAUGCAAAUCAUACCUAAAUGCUAUCAAUAAAGGAAAUGUGCCAUGCAUCGAGAAUGCAUGGAAUUAUGUGCUAAAAUACGAAGCUGAAAAAUUAAUGAACUCUUUAGUUAAAGAGUACACCCAAUGAAUAGAUUCCUUGCUCCCUGAAGAUACUGAAGAGUCUUUGUUAUCUCUGCUUUCAGAGAUCCACAGUGAGAUUACCCCAAGCAUCAUCGAAAAGUUUCAAAGCAAUGUGAUUGAGGAGGAUUCUAGAGAACUUCAACUACAACUCUGUGAGAAAAUCGACUUCGCAUAUAGCAAAUUUUACAAAACUUGAGAAAUCAAGGAGCAAACCAAGAGCAGAACUUUCCUUGCUAAACAUAGAGAAAGCAUUGAAAGAAAACUAAGAAAGUUCCAGAUAAAGUCAAUGCCGGCAUUUAACAAAGAACUCUCAACUCUUAAAGAACAAUUUGAACUCAAAUUUCCUAAUUUCUCAUCUGAAAACAGUGCCAAAAUCUGGCAUUCAGGUACAGAAAAACUGAUUCUGAAAGCUGGUGACUACAUUUCCAAAGCAAUUUCGGAAAAAGCCAAGGAAGAGUCUGGGCUACUAAGGGCUAAACUUCAAAACCUCCAGACCUUGUACGAGAAGACCUCUUUAGAUCUUGAACAGGAGAGGGCUCAAAAGACUAAAGAAAUGAGGGAAAUAGAGAAAUAGAAACUCUACUCUGAAAUCUACUAUAAAAGUUAUCGAAGAAAAGAUGCAAAUGACUGAGUCUCAUAAGUCCAAAGAGGUCGAAAAACUCAAAUCAGAGAUGGCUGAAGCUGAGCAACAACUCCAACACAAAUAUCAACAACUUCAACUUGAUAAUGAACAACUACAGCAAGAAAAUGAGAAGCUUAAGAUGAAUAAUGAGAAAUUAAGAGAUGAAAAGUACCGUCUACAAGAGAAAACACAAAAGUUUAACUCACAGCUACAAGAGACUAGGGAGAAAAAUUAUCAGGAAAUACAAGACCUUAAUGACCGAUAUGAGCAAAAAUUGAAGAAUCUGAACUCUAUUGGUGACCAGAAACAGAAAAUACACAAGGAAAGUAUCACCCCAGAGUUUACUAAGUUCUUUGAAAAGCAGGCUGAAGAGAAUAGUAGUUUGAAAAAGUGAAUCCAAGAUCUAUUAAACCAGAAAAAUGCUGAAUCUAUUAGCGCGGAUGAAGCUGAAAUUCAAGAGCUACGUCAAAAGGUAGAAGCAUUGACUGAAAGAUCAUCAAAAUUUGAGAAGAAAUACAAAGAAGCGAAGGUUUACUACAGGUUAUUUAGACACUGCUCCUUGAUCCAAUGCAAGUAUUGUAACAAGUAUUACAAGCAGGCUGCAUUUAUGACCCAUUCUCAGAGUUGUUCUUUGAGCCAAAUAAUCCCAAAACAGAAGGAGACUCUGUCUAAUAUUGAAAUAUGAAUCACCCAAACUCUGAUUAGAGAGGAUGAGAACAUCAAGAAGCCUUUCACUAUGUAUGUAAUUGAAACUACACUUGGUGAGGAAAAUUGGAUGAUCCAGCGUAAAUAUAAAGAAUUUUGAUCUCUUAAUGAAAAGUUAGUAAGGUUCUUCCCUACAGUCGAGCUUCCAGAGUCAGCCUCACAGUUUUUCAACAAGUGUCUUGAGGACUUACUGAAGAAGAAGAGAACAAUGGUUGUAGAACAGAGAAGAAAGAAUCUCGAGAAAUAUCUUAAUGAUCUUGCCAAGAUAGCAGUCAUUAGAGAUUCUACAUACUUUACCGAAUUCAUAGGCUACCAAAAUGAAGAAGGACAUACUCACGUUCUCAAAGAGAUUGGUACAAAGAGUGUGAACUUAGAAAGUACCAGAAUGGAUCAAAUUGCAGCAAGGUAUACCUCAUAAAUCUAUCUCAGAUUUCUGUGAUUAAAAUUUCAAUAAAUC